Molecule: messenger RNA, 1961 nt
Organism: Phalaenopsis equestris
Lineage: Eukaryota; Viridiplantae; Streptophyta; Magnoliopsida; Asparagales; Orchidaceae
Product: pentatricopeptide repeat-containing protein At3g59040
Exons: 7
Coding region: 89-1897 (602 amino acids)
Molecular function (GO): protein binding
Source: RefSeq, a predicted model, not a curated record
AGCCCUUAGGUUUUAAGGGCGGGAGGUUUUCCGAUAAGGCUCCGCUCCACUCUGUGGCGCCACCGAAUCCUCGCCGUUCCUCAAGCCCAUGGAAGCAGUUGCUUCUCAUUCCUUGCUUUCGUUUUCUUCCAAUCUUUGCGAAGCAAAAGUAUACUGGAAGCCAUGUCCGCAGAGGAAAAGAACCAAUGUUAGUUUGGAGAUAUUUGCUCGUGGCAUGCUGGCUCCGAGAAAGUUCAUUCAAAGGAGGAAGAAAGAAGAGGUUUUUAAGGAUGCUGCUGAAGAAACAAAGCAAAAGAGUUGGAGGAGAAUGAUGAGGGAGAUUGAAGAGCAGGGAUGUGCUGUGCAAGUUCUUAGGAUUCAAAGAACCAAAGCGCAGGCACUUCCUAGAGAUAUUGUUCUUGGAACCCUUGUGAGAUUUAAGCAGUUGAAGAAAUGGGGCAUUGUUGGUGAGAUUCUUGAAUGGCUUAGGAGCCAGCAUUGGUGGGACUUCAGUGAGAUGGAUUUUUUAAUGCUUAUAACAGCUUAUGGAAAGACGGGGGAUUUCAACCGGGCUGAGCGGGUCCUCAAGUAUAUGAACAAGAAAAGCUAUACUCCAAAUGUAAUAUCUUACACAGCCUUGAUGGAAGCAUAUGGAAGAGCUGGACAGUACAGCAAGGCCGAAGCUAUCUUUCGCCGGAUGAAAUCAUCAGGGCCUGAGCCAUCUCCUGUAACAUAUCAGAUCAUUCUUAAAACUUUCGUUGAGGCAAACAAAUUUGGGGAAGCUGCAGCAGUUUUCCAAAAUCUUUUGAGUGAGGAGAGGGCAACUUUUAUGCCUGACCAGAAAAUGUUCCAUAUGAUGAUUUACAUGUACAGAAAGGCUGGCAAUUACGACCAGGCUCGUAAAAUAUUUUCCCAAAUGUCUGAAAAGGGGAUUCCACAAAGUACUGUUAGCUUUAAUAGCCUAAUGUCUUUUGAAACUAGCUACAAGGAGGUUUCGAGUAUAUAUGACCAGAUGCAACGAUCCGGGCUCAGACCUGAUGUGGUGAGCUAUACACUUCUAAUCAGUGCGUAUGGGAAGGCCAGGAGAGAGGAUGAAGCUUUGGCUGUUUUUGAGGAGAUGCUAAGUGCUGGUGUCAGGCCAACACGCAAAGCAUACAACAUUUUGCUGGACGCAUUUGCAAUUUCUGGGAUGUUACAGGAAGCGAAGACUGUUUUCAAGAGCAUGAGAAGAGACAAAGUGACUCCAGAUCUCUGUUCUUACGCAACAAUGAUUGCCGCAUAUGUCAAUGCUUCUGACAUGGAUGGAGCAGAAAAAUUCUUCCGCCGCUUGAAAGAAGAUGGUUUAAAACCUAAUGCUAUUGUCUAUGGAACGCUGAUGAAAGGUUAUGCAAAGGCAAAUAAUGUUGAAAGAGUGAUGCGUGUAUAUGAGAGAAUGAGGCUGCAAGGUGUUGAACCUAAUCAAACAAUAUAUACUAUCAUCAUGGAUUCAUAUGGUAAGAACUCAGAUUUUGGAAGUGCUGUUAUUUGGUUCAAGGAGAUGAGGAGAUGUGGGCUCCCUCCUGACCAGAAAGCAAAGAACAUUCUUUUGUCUCUUGCAAAAACACCGGAAGAACAGAAGGAAGCGAAUGAGCUCGUGGUUAAUACGGCCAGUGGUAUCUGCAAGCCAACGGGCGGGAAAUCCGGCGAGUUUGAUGGCGAUUAUGUUGAAGGGACAGUUGAAGAUCAGCCUUCGUUUGGUGACAAGGAAGCUAAGGUUUGUCUCAUGGAAAGGGGGACAAGUAAACAUCUGUAUGUUGGGGAUGAUAGUGAUGAUGAGGAGGAAGAUGAAGAGGAUGAGGAUUUAGAUUUUGUUUCUUUUGAAGAAAAGGAAGAACUUUUAGUUGCCAAACAAUUAUUUGAUUCUGAAUGUGAAAAUUAAAGUGGUGAAUGAAUUCUUAAAAAUUGUUUGUUGAGGCAUUCUUGCAGAUGUUUGUGUUUCAACU